AUGUAUUUUCGACACACCAUUGCAUACAUCAACGCUCUGACCCGUUUCGAUUCUUCCUUCAUAGAGAAACUUUCGUGCAGAAAAGUAUGGGCAUCACCGGCUCGGCCGGAUGAUUACUUGAGACGAUCGGUGUUGGUAGAGCUAGGCAAGGUGAUUGGAGAUUACGACCUCUCAGCAGAUCUUGUCAGUGAAUGUUUUGAGACCGCAGAUGUGGCUCCAACUAUCCCAGUUCAGACUUUCAUCACUGCGGCCAGUCUCGCUAAAAUGCUGCGGGAGGGCACAAUGGAUGGCAUCGAGAAGGGCUUCAUCGAGAAUUACUACGAUUGA
This is a messenger RNA of Penicillium taxi, 327 nucleotides long. RefSeq lists its product as uncharacterized. Lineage: Eukaryota; Fungi; Ascomycota; Eurotiomycetes; Eurotiales; Aspergillaceae. The record is from RefSeq and is a predicted model, not a curated record. The transcript has a single exon. The coding region runs from base 1 to 327 and encodes 108 amino acids.